Messenger RNA from Carassius auratus (goldfish), 1218 nucleotides. RefSeq names its product UDP-GlcNAc:betaGal beta-1,3-N-acetylglucosaminyltransferase 7-like. The record is from RefSeq and is a predicted model, not a curated record. Gene Ontology annotation, cellular component: Golgi membrane. The transcript has a single exon. Gene Ontology annotation, biological process: poly-N-acetyllactosamine biosynthetic process; protein O-linked glycosylation. Bases 25 to 1218 code for a protein of 397 amino acids. Gene Ontology annotation, molecular function: hexosyltransferase activity; UDP-glycosyltransferase activity. NCBI's taxonomy places the organism in Eukaryota, Metazoa, Chordata, Actinopteri, Cypriniformes, Cyprinidae.
UGCUCUCUGAGGAGCGUGUGCGUAAUGGAAUCGUUCUUUCGAAAGAAAAAGAAUUUAAGGACUGCGGUCAGCCUGACUUUGGUUUUUGCCACUUUACUGAUGCUUCAGAAGUUAAUAACAGUUGACACGAAUUUCAAAGAUAUCAAAGUCGACGUGAAACGCAAAUGGUGUGGCCCCACAUGUAAAAGCAUAAAGGCUAUUGAAAAUGCAUCCAACGGUGAUGGCUUGCCGCCGGUGGGAAAACCCAUGGCUAGAAAAUGGGACAUGGAUAAAAUUCAGUGUCAUGAAAAUUCGACCAUGAAGACCCAAGCCUGGUUUCGUCGUUUGAGCCCAAGAUUUCACGAAUUUGUCCUGCACAGACAUUGCAGGUACUACCCAAUGUUGCUGAAUCACCCGGAGAAGUGCAGCGGUGAUGUGGAUCUUCUGGUCGUGGUCAAAUCGGUUAUCGAAGAACAUGACCGGCGAGAAGCCGUGAGGCAGACCUGGGGAAAGGAGCAAGAAAUCCAGGGCUUUAAAAUCAAAACUCUAUUUUUAUUAGGCACUCCAGCCACUGGCAAAGACGCGCGAAAUUUACAAGCCCUGGUCCAAUAUGAAGACCGAACCUACGGGGACAUCUUACAGUGGGACUUUAUGGACACCUUCUUCAACCUCACCUUAAAGGAGGUGAACUUUCUGAGAUGGUUCAACAUCUACUGCAGUGGAGUUCCCUUCAUCUUCAAAGGGGACGAUGACGUUUUUGUCCAGAUCAAGAACCUGGUGGAACUAAUUGGCUUUCGGGUGGAGGAGAACAGGGUGGAAAACCUCAUAGUAGGAGACACCAUUUUAGAAGCCAAACCGAUCAGAAACCGCCAAAGUAAAUAUUUCAUUCCCAAAGAGUUGUAUGAUGAUCGCUAUCCACCUUAUUUGGGUGGAGGGGGAUUUCUCAUGUCUUCUCUGGUGGCCCGCAAGCUCUUUGUGGUUUCUGAGAGCGUGGAGCUUUACCCCAUUGAUGAUGUGUUUCUGGGCAUGUGCCUUCAGAAGCUGAAGAUCGUGCCCGAGCUGCAUCUGGCCUUCCGGACAUUUGGGAUCAUUAAGCGUAAAGUGACUCCUCUGAACCGGGAGCCGUGCUUCUUUCGCAGCCUCAUCGUGGUGCACAAACUCGAUCCGCAGGAGCUGCUGCAAAUGUGGAGGCUUGUUCAAAACGAGGACUUGACCUGCGCCAGACAAGUCGUAAUAUGA